Clunio marinus is the source of this 276-nucleotide messenger RNA. NCBI's taxonomy places the organism in Eukaryota, Metazoa, Arthropoda, Insecta, Diptera, Chironomidae. The record is from the annotation of a GenBank genome assembly.
AUGACUUCACGCUUUGAUGUAGUUGAAUGUCUUUUGAUUGCAAGUAACAAUAUUGAUUCAACAAAAUCAUUGGGAGCUGCUGCAAAAUUACAAACACUCAAGUUGUUAGAAUCAAGUGGAGGUUUAAUGGGUCUUGUUGAUUCUUGUUACGAUGAAAAUACACAAACAAUUAUCAAGACACAGCACGAGGAUGAAGAAGAAGCGAAAUGUUCAAGUGAUUCUCAAGUCUCAUUCAGAGAUUGCAUUUUCUUAACAAGUGCUGAAGGGAAAUGUUAA